AUGCUGUGCAAGAAAUUGUAUCAAGUAUUGAGUAGUGAUUCUACCACAAAGACUUGUAGGUUGACCUUUGCACCUAAUCAACCUGAUAUCAAUGACCCCUUCUUUAUCUCAGAAGAACCUAAAAAUAUUGAAAUAGUAUGUUUUAAGAAUACAUAUUUAUCAAUCUUUAAAGAAGCUCAUGAUUACUUUCAGAACUAUCCGUCGAUAAGUGUCGCAGCUAGCCCAAAGGAUUGGAAUACGUACUAUUCAUCGUUAGGAUACCUCCUCACUACCCCAGAAAAUAAAACGAAUUUUAAUGUUCAUUAUGAUACAUUUUUAAAAAUGUGGGAAAUUGAUGAUAGUAAGGAAUUGCUAAAUCGUGAAUUGAAAAUUGUCCAAAGACUUUUAACCUCAUCCAACAAUCGUUUGAAUAAAUCUUCGUCACUAUGGCAAAUGUACCGAAAGCUUUAUACGCUCUCUAUGGAUUAUAACAAUGGAACAAAUCAUAAUUACAUCUUCACUUUUUUGGAAUCAGGAUCAAAGCAUCUUUCCAAUUAUUACUGCUGGAAUGCAUCUCGAUGGUUUUUCGAUGUUUUUCCAAUUAACGAAAAGAAAUUAAUGAUUGAUAAUGUUAAACAAUUUUGCUUUAAGAAUUUUAAGGAUUCUUCAUCAUGGGAUGCAUUGGCCUACAUGCUAUGCCAGCAGCGGAAGAAAAUCGGUUACAAUAUUAAAAACUAUUAUCAUCCAAAUGAACCAGAUCAAAGGGAACACCAAUGGCUUGAAUUUGAAGUUGAUGAAAUAUUUGCAGAAAUUAUACACUUGAUAGAUUCGUUUGCAGUUACUGAAUUACCGCCAUUUCUAUGCUGCCGUACUAUAGCGGUAAGUUUCCCAGAGUUGAAAGUAAUUACAAAAGUUUUAAAGAAAUGGAGAUCAGAUAUACAAAAAUUCGAACAACAAUAUGGUCCUCUACAGUUUAUUCGCAAUAAUCCGAUACCUGCUUCCAAAUAUACAGACGAUAUUAUCAUCUCGGGGCUUUCACGACACAUUGGCUACAAGAAAAGAUUUGUUGAACAAAAUCUGUAA
This is a messenger RNA of Zygosaccharomyces rouxii, 1062 nucleotides long. It is a transcript of the gene ECM9, whose product is annotated as Ecm9p. The transcript has 2 exons. NCBI's taxonomy places the organism in Eukaryota, Fungi, Ascomycota, Saccharomycetes, Saccharomycetales, Saccharomycetaceae. The record is from RefSeq and is a predicted model, not a curated record. The coding region runs from base 1 to 1062 and encodes 353 amino acids.